This is a messenger RNA of Symbiodinium sp. CCMP2592, 2523 nucleotides long. The record is from the annotation of a GenBank genome assembly. NCBI's taxonomy places the organism in Eukaryota, Dinophyceae, Suessiales, Symbiodiniaceae.
AUGGGUGCGAAUGCCAGCACCAGCGCUUGCUGUGAAGAGCAGGUGGGCACGUUGCCCGUGGAAGUCGUCGGCGCUGCGCAGUACGACGAGAAUUGCUUUCCAGAGACACCGUCACCGCGUUCAUCCAUCGUUGACUCUAUCGAGUCAGGUUUAGAGUUGGUACUUCCUGAUGAGAUUCUUCCUGCCCGAGUGUCGGUGAGGAGCUCGUCGAGCUCAGAGUUGUUGACAUUGUCCGUGUCCCCGCAGUUCAGCUCGGACUUGCCAAUGGUCCAACGCGCCAUCAGCUUCAAGGUGGAGAGGGAAAUCGUGCGGGGGAUCCCGCUGGUCGCCACCCUCCGAAACUUCGGCACACUCUGGCAAGCCUCACCUCUAGACCUGGACUUGGAGUCUCAGACGAAGCUAUGGAGCAUGUCGCAGCCCGUCGACAAGUUCGAUGUGUUUUUUUCGCAUACAUGGAGGACACGAGGCAGCAGGAAGGUGCUCUCACUGUUGCUCCAGCAUGGUUGGCGAACCUUGCUGAUACACAGCUUUGGCUGUGCGGCAGCGAUAUCCAUCCUGAGUGCUGUUGGUAUGCUUCCAACAACACCCUUGACCUGGCCUGUGAAUGUCAUGGGCUUCAAGGCUAUGUGUCCUUUCUCUCCAUGGACUUACUUGGCCGGCACCGUGACAUUGCAGAUUUCUUUUUGCAUACUUCCGUACUGCAGCUGCGCCUUUCGUUCGCCGAAAUGUUUUCUCGAUGUGGUCAGCAUUCAUCAGACAGACAAGAGAAUGAAGCAGCGAGGGGUUUACGGGCUAGGAGGCUUCCUGAGUAUCUCGAAGGAGAUGCAUGUUCUAUGGUCGCCGCCGUACCUGACCCGUCUGUGGUGCGUUUUCGAGUUGGCCGCAUUUCGCAAGGCAAACCCGCACAAGCCUUUGAAGCUGAAGCCGCUGUUCGUCGAGAGCCAGAUCCUUCUUCUCACGCUGGCUAGCGGCCUUUGCAGCGGGGUAUAUGUCGCGGUUAGAACAGGCCACGGCAUUGUGGCUCUUGCGAAUGUUUGCGUUUUGCCCGUCGGGCUCUUCUUUAUACAUGUGCAUCGAAGGUUCGUGAGAGAGGAGCAAGAACUCACGGAAUCCCUGGAGAGUUUCGACCUGCAAAACGAAGCCUUCACGGAGUACGUGCGUGGCCCGUUGAGGAAGGAGCUCGUGGCAGCUUCUGGAGUGGGCCUUCCGUUGAGCUACGUGCUGCUCAUAGUUAUCAGCCCAUUUUGCAUGGCUGUUGACGUCUGCGUAGCCAUGAUCCGUGCUGGGGCACCCGUCGAGAUUGUGAUGGCUGAGUUCACCAGCUUAGGGCUUGGCAUAACGAUGUUUUGGCUCAUGUUCUGCGUGAAAGUCAUGUGGAACCUCUGCAGCCGAUGGGCUUCUCGCGGAUCAACAUGGGUCUACGAUUGCCUUGUGAGCAUGGCCAUCUUCUUCGUGUUUAUGAUUUUCUUUGCUGGUGGCAGCCUUCUGGUCAACCGCCUUCUGCCAAUAUCGGCAGCAGGUGCCGUAGCUGCUGGCAUUGCUGCAAUUGUCGUCACCAUUCUGGCUUAUAGUAUAGCACUUAGCCCAGAUGUCGUAUUGUAUGUCUGCAAAGAUGUCUUGAGGGCUCAGUACAAGAUCUGGUUGCUAAGCAUGGGAACUUGUGAGCAGGCACUGCGGUUAAUGAUCCCUCAAAGCAUUCACGUUGAUUUGAAGCAGCAGGAGAUCAGCAGUGACAUCGCCGGACGGCUCCUGGGUGACUGGCGUCAUCUCGAAGAGGCUUUGCACGCAUUGUCGGCCUUGGCCAAAGAGCUUCUGGCCGCCAGUCUCUUCUCCCAGCAGCUUUUAGAGCUGCAUGGUCUUCUUCUGGGCGAGCGCAGCCCGCUUCUGCAGUCUGGUGCCCACCGGCAGCUGAUCUCCAUGUUCUUGCAAUGUGCCGGGGUGUUUGGGCCGCUGUGCGUUCAAGACGCAGCUCUGGGGGAUAGGCUUUUUACCAUGGCUCGUGCUUCGCUAAAUAUCGCGGAGGAGGUGGCCGCAGGGCCGGAUGCCGCCUUUCCUUUUCGAGCGAAGCAAGAUCACAAUGGGGCUGUCACGCUGAUGAAGCUUUGUCAGCUUGGCUGCCCCACUCUUACGCGCAAGGAGUGUGCGGAGGCGGUCCGCGCUGACUUGCAGCAGCAGUUGAAGCUGGCCUUGGUAUCUGCCCAGCCUAACCUCUCUCCCAGCUCGACGCUGGUGCUGGCCCAGGCCGCCGCUGCGGCCACAAAGGCUUUCCCUGAUGUGGCGAGCUGCUGCAUCCGAGAUUGCCUCGACGCAGCACUCGGUGACCCCCCGCGAAGCUCCCUCGCGCUGCGCGCCGCCGCCGAGCUGGCGGCAGUUGCGGAGGCCUCCGCCGUAGCUUCUGCGAUGGAAGGUGCCUGGACUCUCCUGACACAGGCUACUUUAGACCCGGCGGCUCUUGCCUUGUUUCUGGCCAAAGCGGCCCGGUCUCUCCCUGGUCAGGUUCUGAUCGCUGGCUUGGGCUCGUAG